CUCGACAUGGCGGGCAAUGGCGAGCCGUUGGAGUCUAGGCAGCCUCUGACUGCCGAUGGCAGUUAAAGCUAUACGACUGUAUUGUUUUCCAGGGGUAUGUGUGCUUGUUUUUAAGUCCUGUCGGUGCAGAGUGGAGGUAUUUUCUGGAUCUUUGUUGUGGGUCCCCCUUUCCUCAGUGGUAUUAUUAGCACGUUGUGUUAAGUAAUGAGAGCAUGAAUGGCUAAUUUGGGGUUGAAACUUCUUGUCCAACUUGGGCGAGGUGUGGGAAAUUUCUUAUGUUGGAGCCCUUGUUUCUCAAGUUCACUGCUGCGUUCUUGGUGUAUUUGAUCAUCCGGAGUCGUCUGUGAGGCUGCGCCCGGGCAAAUUCCCAGGUCGAGUCCAUUGUUUGCCCCGGAAUGCCGCACCCUGCCCUGCUUGGCGAGAAUGUCGCAGUUGCCUAGUAAUAUCAGCACCAGCAUCAGCCAGCCCCUGAUUCCUUUGGUCCAGCGUCCCGCCUUCGCUGGCAUGUGUCGCGAUCCCUGCUUCUUGCCCUCCACGAUAGCACCGUUUGUGAUAGUCUGAGUGUCAGCCGCCGAGCAAGGUGCCGUUCUGGUGGGUACACAAUUGCCGUCACGGUGCAGCCACGAGGGACUGACGGAUCGGCAAAAGGCUUUGCACACAGUGGUCCCCUUGCUCGUUUGGGCUUUAAAUAGAACGUCCAUAUUCUGCUGCGGCAUGCACAGCUCCUAUGUUCGCCUAUUUCACUUGUUCAGAAAUUCAAACCGAGCUCGUUGGUGUAUGUUGGGCGUAGUGUAGCAGUAUGUAUCUUGUGCGUCGUUGUGUCUGUGCGAAUACUAGCCCACCAUGGAGGAGCUACCCGGCUACUGUGGCGGCGGAGGACCAUUUUGAGCUAACAACCGACAAGCCCGUCAUCCAGUCGCCACGCCGCUACAGCCCGAAGGAGAACGAAAUCAUCCAGCAGAAAACAAAUGAGCUGCUCAAGCCCGGCAUCUGCAUCGAGUGGACGGGCCCAACGCAAGUCGCGGUUAAUCCCUUCAUAGCCGCCAAACGUGACGAGGCCACCGGCCUCUGGACUGCCGCGCGCAUGGCCCAGGAUUACCGCCCGGUCAACAAAGGCUUCCUGCAGAUCCCGAUUCAUCCUGACGAUUACGGCAAGACCGCCUUCUGGUGUGGCAACCGGCUCAUCGCCUACACGCGCAUGCUGUACGGUCUCAAGAACGCCUCCGCCACCUUCCAGCGCCGCAUGGACUAUGAAUUGCGCGCCGCUGGCUUGGAUCACCUGGCUGUGGCCUUCAUCGACGACGUGCUGAUCGCUACUGAAACUGCUGAGGAGCAAUAAUAAUAAUAAUAAUAAUAAUAAUAAUAAUAUGUACGCGGUUCACGAAGGAGGCCGCGUUUCUUAAGGAGGAGUGAGUUUUGCUCACCCCACCGUGUCAAAAGGUGGGAAGUUAGCCUGGAUCGCGAGGGCUGGGGCCAGCAGCCGUGGCGCCGCCAGUGGGACCGACGUGGCGUGAGUUCACAAUCCCCAUUUCGCGCUCAAGGCGGUAGUAGAGAAGGGAUGUGGUGCGCAGGCUGAUGACACUGUGCAUGUGUAUGCGCGAGCAGCAGGAUUUUGCUGAUGUGGUGGUGGCACCCAGCGACCGGAGAAGGGGUUCCAAGGUGUUUGACACAGUGCCGCCCUGGCCCAGCGUCACAAUCUGCUCCUUUUUAUAUACUACGUCCCAGCCUGCAUCCCGCAGGGCGUCGGCUAGGCGAGUGUGCUGGGCUUGUUUCUGGUCACACUUUUCGCUGUGGUGGAGGUCUGAUGUGUAACCAACUUCUAUC
Molecule: messenger RNA, 1824 nt
Organism: Chlamydomonas reinhardtii
Lineage: Eukaryota; Viridiplantae; Chlorophyta; Chlorophyceae; Chlamydomonadales; Chlamydomonadaceae
Exons: 3
Coding region: 800-1339 (179 amino acids)
Source: RefSeq, a predicted model, not a curated record